AUGGACGAAAAACCAAGCGCGCUCAGCCGCUUCGCCAAGCGGAUCGAGGUCGACGCCGAGCCCGGCCUCACGACCGCCCAGUUGAUGUUGACCAACCACGAUCUGAAGCCUGUGGAGCCUGCGCGCCGGCAAUGGGGCCCCUGGAACUUCGUCGGGUUCUGGAUCGCCGACUCGUUCAACAUCAACACGUGGAUGAUCUCGUCGUCCAUGGUCGUGGCUGGGCUCUCGUGGUGGCAGUCGUGGCUUUGUGUCUGGAUUGGCUAUGCCAUCGCCGGCGUCUUCAUCUGCUUGACCGGCCGCAUCGGCGCCACUUAUCACAUCGGGUUCCCCGUCGUUGCCCGGUCUUCGUUUGGCAUCUGGGGAGCCCUGUGGCCCAUAUUCAACCGAGCUGCCAUGGCUUGCAUCUGGUAUGGCGUGCAGUCGUACAUCGGCGGUCACUGCGUCUACAUCAUGAUUAGGGCCAUCUGGACGAGCUGGGACCGCGCCACCAUCCCGAACACGUUUUCAGCGGAAUCUGGAACCACGACAGCGGACUAUGUCUCGUUCUUCCUCUUUUGGUUCUGCUCGCUGCCCGCUAUUUGGUUCCCCGUCCACAAGGUCCGCCAUCUGUUCACCGUCAAGGCGUACUUCGUGCCCUGUGCCGGCAUCGCCUUCCUCAUCUGGGCCGUUGUCCGUGCCGGCGGAGUGGGUCCGAUCGUCAGGCAGCCCGCGAGAGCUGAAGGUUCGGAGCUCGCGUGGCAGUUUGUCAAGGGUGUCAUGAGCUCAAUUGCCAACUUCGCCACUCUGAUCGUCAACGACCCCGACUUUUCUCGUUUCGCCGGCAAGCCCCGCGAUGCCCUGUGGUCGCAGCUGUUCACCAUCCCGAUUGGCUUCGCCGUUACCUCCUUCAUCGGCAUCAUCGUCUCGUCGUCGUCCACCGUCAUUUACGGAGGUGACCCGAUCUGGGAUCCUCUCGUCUUGCUCGAGAAAUUCAUCGAUGACGGCGGCUCUGGCCAGCGCUUUGGCGUCUUUGUCAUUGCCCUUGCUUUUGCCCUGGCGCAGCUCGGCACCAAUAUUGCCGCCAACUCUGUGUCUGCCGGUACCGACAUGACGGCCCUGUUCCCACGCUUCAUUAACAUCCGCCGAGGUGGCUACAUCUGCGCCGCCGUUGGCCUUGCCAUGUGCCCUUACAACCUCCUCACGUCGAGCAACCAGUUCACGACCUACCUGUCGGCCUACAGCGUCUUCCUGUCCUCGAUUGCUGGCGUCAUCAUUUCCGACUACUACUUUGUGCGCCGCGGCUAUCUCGAGGUGAAGGAGCUGUAUGACGCGCGCAAGUCGGGCCCCUAUUACUUCCACUUUGGAGUGCACUGGCGCGCGUAUGUUGCCUACGUUGCCGGCAUCUUGAUCAACGUCGUGGGGUUCGCUGGUGCCAUUGGCCGGGACGUGCCAAUUGGUGCCACGUACAUCUACAACCUCAACUUCUUCUGCGGCUUCAUCAUUUCGUCGGGCUCCUACUGGGGUCUCUGCAAGAUCUGGCCUAUUCCGGCCGUCAGCGAUCGGUGGAUGGAGGUUGGCGACGAGAUUGACGACCUCAGAGUUGCGUACGACAGCCAGAGCGGCAGCCAGGAACACGCGGGGAUAAAUAGUGGUGGGGAGAUGAGGUAG
Lasiosphaeria miniovina is the source of this 1647-nucleotide messenger RNA. Its product is annotated as permease for cytosine/purines, uracil, thiamine, allantoin-domain-containing protein. Gene Ontology annotation, molecular function: nucleobase transmembrane transporter activity. Gene Ontology annotation, biological process: transmembrane transport; nucleobase transport. Gene Ontology annotation, cellular component: plasma membrane. Lineage: Eukaryota; Fungi; Ascomycota; Sordariomycetes; Sordariales; Lasiosphaeriaceae. Bases 1 to 1647 code for a protein of 548 amino acids. The record is from RefSeq and is a predicted model, not a curated record. The transcript is spliced from 5 exons.